Messenger RNA from Ciona intestinalis (vase tunicate), 1824 nucleotides. NCBI's taxonomy places the organism in Eukaryota, Metazoa, Chordata, Ascidiacea, Phlebobranchia, Cionidae. The record is from RefSeq and is a predicted model, not a curated record.
CAGGUCGCGUACAGUUUAAGAAUCACAUGUGUGUCUCCGCUUUAAUUUUUUAAUUCGAAGUGCCAGUAUAACUUCGCCUAUCAAAUAACGUUAGCCUAUUGCAUUUAUUCUUUGCCGUAGAAACUUAGGCAAUAUGAAACGUAUUUGCUGUUUCGGUUUUGCUUGUGUUGUUGGUUUGCUUGGUCUUGCAUCGGCCGUGAUAGCACUUGCAACAAAUUACUGGUUUUUGGUUGAAACCAGUACCGAUAAUACAACAGCCAUUGAUGUGGUCUCUAUGUACCAAUACCCAUACCGUGUUGGUAUUUGGUUGACGUGUUAUGAAGACAAGAUACCAGAUUCAGUUAACCCUGAAAAACUGAUCAGCGGCCAGUGUGUGUUAGAUUACGAUUUCCAACUCCAAAGAACAGAAGAUUUUGCCCGGACAAGCGCCGUAAGCUUGGUCCUAGCAUGUGGUAUUAUGUUUGUUGCCAGUAUAAUGGGCUUGACGGGUUGCAUCUGCAGACGAAGUACUCCAAUACUAAUAAGUGGACUGUUUACGUACGUAUCAGGUAUUUGUACUUUGGUAGCUAUGUGUAGUUUCAUUGGACGUAUAGUUACUGGACAAAGCGACCUUAAACCGUACGAUAAUAUAUCAACAAAAUUCGGCUGGUCGUUUUUUCUCGGUUGGGUUUCUCUUGCUCUACAAGUCGUUUCUGCGUCUUUGCUUGUUGGUGGAGCCAAAGGAUGUGGUAGCACCAUGAAAAGUGGAAACAAUUUCGCAUAAAAUGAACCUUAUGAAAUCAAAGCUUCAACGACGGUUAAACCCUUUUAAAUCGCUAUUUUAAAGCCGAUAUUUUUAGGUCGCAAUUUAAGCCGCAUUUAUAGCCGAAACAUUAUACGCGAAUUUUCGCCUCAAGUUUGAACCGCUUUUAGGCCGAAAAUGUCCUAUUGCCGCAUAAAAUCUUUAAGUCUAACUUUUAACCGACUUUUUUGAACUAGGUAAAUCAAAAAUUUUAUUGUCGGGUUUUUAGGCUGUGGCUUUGUUUAGUAUUGUGGGGAAAGAUGGGACGUCUUUAGCACAUAAAACCCAAAUAUCCUGAUCGCGUUUUAAACAAUUAACAACAGCCUAUGGGAGUCGUGAGAAUACAGUUCUAUAAAUCCUUAAAUUAUCCUUGUUUACUACCAAAUGAAACAAGAAAAUAGUACGAAAAGGUGUCCCAUCUCCCCCACCCUACUAUAUAUUAAGAAUUCGGUAUCCGAAGAAUAACGUCACUCAUGUAUAAAACAUACAGAAAACUAGUUGAUGUUUAAUUUAUUUCGACACUGUUACUGUUUUGGUGUUUUCCUGAUUACCCAACAAAAAUUGCGAAGUUAUAUUUUUGGUAAAGCUGGCACGAGGUGUAUGGAACAGAUUACCCGUGUUAAAAUGACUGUCCUUGCCCCGCCAGACGAGGAUAAAUAAGUUAUAUUUAUUCUUUUGGUCACUGAUAGCCACACCAGUUAAGAACAUUACUCAAAGAAAAACCGUUUUUUUUUCAUGUAAAAUAUUUUAAAAAUAGAUUUUCUCUGCUAAUAGCAACGUAUAACAUCCAAUAUUUUCUACUUCACGAUAAUUUAUAAAAAAAAUUGUCAUUUUAAAAAAUAGUGUUUAUAAGUUAGGUACCUUAAUUUUUAAAAUUCCAGACUGUCUUAAUGUUCCGUUGUAGUCUAUAGAAUAUGUAUGUAUUUUUAGUAGUAUUAUUAUUCCUGUACUAGUAUUGUAUUAUUUAUUUUACUGUACGGUUAUGGCAUGAUAUUUUGCACACAUAUUAGGUAGCCAAUUAAAUAUGAAGUCUUACAUUGAAA